Molecule: messenger RNA, 4441 nt
Organism: Sinocyclocheilus rhinocerous
Lineage: Eukaryota; Metazoa; Chordata; Actinopteri; Cypriniformes; Cyprinidae
Product: rap guanine nucleotide exchange factor 1-like
Exons: 28
Coding region: 208-3558 (1116 amino acids)
Biological process (GO): Ras protein signal transduction
Cellular component (GO): plasma membrane
Molecular function (GO): guanyl-nucleotide exchange factor activity
Source: RefSeq, a predicted model, not a curated record
GUAGCGUUCACUGUCUGUCUGUCGCCAGCGUGUGCAUUGUGAACGGAUUCUUGCCCUUUUUUACUAAGGGAUCUACGGCCACACGGACCGAGUACGUGAAAAUGUGUGGCUGAAGAACACAACUCGGGAUUACUGUGGUCUAAAUCCCUUAUUUUGUCCUCCUGUGACUGUCCAAACUGAGGAUUUGCUCCGUCCAGCGCAGCGAUCAUGUCGGGGAAAAUAGAAAGCAAGCACGAAUCCCAGAAGUCUCAUCUCUCCUCUUUCACAAUGAAAUUGAUGAAAUUUCAUUCCCCGAAGAUUAAACGAACUCCAUCUAAGAAGAGCAAACAGCUCCAGCCAGAGCCUACGGUGACGACUCCAGAAAAACCUGUCAACAAGAAGGUGAGUCGGUUGGAGGAACAGGAGAAGGAGGUGGUGAGUGCUCUACGUUACUUUAAGACGAUUGUGGACAAGAUGAACGUCGAUACGAAGGUUUUGCAGAUGCUUCCUGGUUCGGCUAGUAAAGUAUUGGAAGCCAUAUUGCCUGUGAUGCAUGUAGAGGCUCGGAUACAGCACAGCUCGGCAGUGUCCUCCUGUCAUAACCGCGUCUAUCAGAGUUUGGCGAAUCUCAUUCGCUGGUCCGACCAGGUGAUGCUGGAGGGCAUCGACCUCGACGACAAGGACACUGUGGCAACCGUCACCACGGUGAUCAAAGCUGUGCUGGAUGGUGUGAAGGAGCUGGUGAAACUCACUAUAGAGAAACAGGAGCAACCGUCCCCGACGUCCCCCAGCAAACCAGUGUCUCCUGUGGCCAAAACGGACAGUGUGUGUGAAAAUCCUCUAACCGAGCGAGAGAAGGCGAUCCUCAGUAAGACCACACCCAUUGUCACGCCCACUGACAGCUUGACUGACAUGUCAGAGGAAGAGGUUGCUCCGCCCAAACCUCCUCUACCCGGAGUUAAACUGGCAGAGCACAGGAACAGGAUGCAGUUGUGCUCCGAUCCUGUUGCCGGGCAGCGGAGGGCCACUGCGAUGGAAACCCCGCCCGCUCUGCCUCCCAAGAAGCGACAGUCGGCCCCCUCCCCCACACGUGUUGCCGUGGUAGCGCCGAUGAGUCGAGUCCCAUGUGGUCUCAACCUGCCUCCUGGAGCUCUUAGACAGCAGCAGGAGUUUGAUGUGGAUCUCCUCCAGAGGCGUUUCUCCGGUGGGAGCCAGUCAUACGGCGGGGAUUCUCCUCGUCUUUCUCCCUGUAACAGUAUUGGAAAACUCAGCAAGUCCGACGAGCAGCUCUCGUCACUGGAGCGAGACAGCGGCCAGUGCUCUCGCAACACUAGCUGUGAAACACUAGAGGGAUACGAUCCCGAUUAUGACUUCCUGCAUCAGGAUCUAUCCGAAAACGAGCCUUUACCGUUUCCGACGGGCACUGGCAGCAGUCUGAGCCCUCUCCCAGAAUGCCACGGGGAGUCUCAGUCGUUAAGCCCCGCCCAUGCCCCCACCCGCCCGCGUUUCAGCGCUCCCGUCACCAAUCAUGCUUCCCUGGAGUACUGGACCCCGCCCCUCACCAAUAGCGUGCUUCCCCCCGCCGCAAUGAUAUACAAGAUCUGCAUUUUCAUAGUCCUCCAGUACAUGCAGUUUGUGGAGGAUUACUCUGAACCGCAGCCGUCCGUCUUCUAUCAGACGCCUCAGAACGAGAGUAUUUACGAGCAGCGGAGGAACAAGCGCUUUCAGGAGGUUUACGGCUUCAACGAUUCCUACAGCAGCUCGGACUCCGUCCACGAACCCGUCCCUCCGCCAGCGCUGCCUCCCAAACAGAGACAGCUGGCCUCCUACACUUCUUCUCCUCCUUCAUCCUCCUCCUCUUCCUCUUUUUCAAUUCUCCCUCCUCCUGCUGGGCUUGCGGAGGAGGCGGAGCCUGCUCUUGGUCUCAGCCUAUCAGUGUCUAACUCCUUCCUCAGUGGCCACGCCUCUUUGACCACACCUGUGAGUUCCGACCUGUUUGGUUUGACCAAUGCCGGCAGAGCUCUAGAUGGUGGGGGUGUCUCUAAUGGGUCCUUGACCAGCUCUCUGGUUUCUCUGGCCGUCUGUCUUCCUUCUGAGUCUUCUCUUUCUGAUUCACUUCUUACCUCUGCGAGUGAAAGUGUGGAUGAAGGCGGUGAGGGAGAGUAUGUGAACCUGUACUCCUCCACACAGGCUAAUGGAGAAAACACACACCGCACUGACCCCUCAUCAUGUGACGAUGUGCUUCAGGACCACACCCCUCACAUACCCACCUCCAAUAGCAAGGAAGCCUUGUCUAAGGACCGGCCGAAGGAACCCAGUCAUGGUCAGAUCGAUGAUGUUGAUGAACUGUCCCUCAUUGAUCAUAAUGAGAUUAUGAGCCGCAUCACACUCAAAGCAGAGAAUGAUGAUGGUCCUGAUGUGAGAGCCGGCUCUGGUGAUAUACUGUUAGUUCACGCUACAGAAACAGACCGCAAAGAUUUGGUGUUGUACUGCGAGGCUUUCCUCACCACCUACAGAACCUUCAUAACGCCUGAAGACCUCAUUAAAAAACUACACUACAGAUAUACUCGGUUCUGUCACAGUCCAGACACCUUUAGGAAGCGCGUCAGUAAAAACACGUUCUUUGUGCUGGUGAGAGUCGUGGAUGAACUCUGUCUGGUGGAGUUGACCGAGGACAUCCUGCGGCAGUUGAUGGAUCUGGUCUUCCGGCUGGUCUGUAAUGGAGAGCUGAGUCUGGCGAGGGUCCUGCGAAAGAACGUCCUCGAUAAAGUGGAACAGAAGAGGCUCCUGCGACACAUGCACAUGCUGAAACCUCUCGCUGCGCGGGGCGUCUCUGCCAGGCCCGGCACGCUGCAUGAUUUCCGCAGUCAUGAGAUCGCCGAUCAGCUGACGUUGCUGGAUGCAGAACUGUUUUACAAGAUUGAGAUUCCUGAGGUGCUGCUUUGGGCGAAGGAACAGAAUGAAGAGAAAAGUCCAAAUCUGACCCAGUUUACAGAGCACUUUAACAACAUGAGCUACUGGGUGCGCUCUAUCAUCAUCCAGCAGGAGAAAGCUCAGGACAGAGAGAAACUGCUGCUCAAAUUCAUCAAAAUCAUGAAGCACUUGCGGAAACUGAAUAACUUCAACUCUUAUUUGGCGAUUCUCUCGGCGCUGGACUCUGCACCAAUCAGACGACUGGAAUGGCAGAAACAGACAUCUGAGGGUUUGGAGGAGUACUGCACCUUGAUUGACAGUUCAUCGUCCUUCCGAGCGUACAGAGCGGCGCUAGCAGAAGUGGAGCCUCCAUGCAUACCAUACCUGGGUUUGAUCCUACAGGACUUGACUUUCGUUCACCUCGGAAACCCGGAUUUUAUUGACGGUAAAGUGAAUUUCUCCAAGCGCUGGCAGCAGUUCAACAUUCUGGACAGCAUGAGACGCUUCCAGCAAGUACACUACGAACUGAAACGGAACGAAGACAUCGUCUCAUUCUUCAACGACUUUAGCGAUCACCUGGCAGAGGAGGCAUUAUGGGAGCUCUCGCUCAAGAUCAAACCACGAAACAUCUCGCGGCGCAGGACGGAGCGCGAGGAGAAGACCUAGAACCUGAAAUCUAGAACCUCAGAGACAAUUUACGGUGAGACCUGAACCUCCUGCAGAACCUUGGGAACCCGCGCUAGGCUGUUUCACUCACGCUAGAGUUCUUAAUGGAGCUGGAGCUGAACCGACACACGCAAGCUCCUAUUUGCACCAAUAAACUGAGACAUUGGCAGUAUUUUUCCCUGACUGUUGACUUUAAAAACUCACGAGGGGAAUCCCGAUUCAGUAUAGAUAUACAGAUAUGCACUCACGCGCGCACAGAGGGCUCGAGAGGACCCCAACGCUGUGAUAUAAAGCGAAAUCCUCACAACUUUCCAUGUUUGCGUGUGUUGAUGUGUGGCUGUACAGAAAGACACGCUCUAAGAGGGCUUGGAUCAUUUGAUAUUAAUACACUGUGCCUGAUGGAGUGAGUUCGUGUUUGUUUGUCCCGCUCGGACGUACCGUUUGACCUUCCAAAGGUCUGAUUCAACCUACGAUUCGCCCGUUUGGAAAUGGGUCGAUUGGGAAACGGGCAGACAUGUGUGCAAUCUUAUAAGCGUUUUAUAAGGAAUAUUCACUGAUCUGUUGAAAUGAAUAUGUUUUGACAGACGCGUUGAGUAAUGGAAUAUAUGGAAUAUAUUAAUUUGAAAAUUAAAGAAUGAACUGGACGUUUGGACUAAUUUUUCACAUCAUCUUGCUAUAUUGUUUUGUGUGUGAUCAUGUGCACCCCUCAUUAUAACUGUUUACCCCAUCACAUGGCUGACAGCCUCUCGAUUUUCCAAAUAAAUUGUCAAAAACUUGCUUUUUUACCUUAAAAAAAGAAGAAAAAUGUACAUUGUGACAUUAUUUUCAUGACUUUUUCUUUUCAUGCACAUUUCUUUCUCUUCCCAAUUCUCAGUAGCUUGCA